CCGGGUGUUCGCCGCUGGAGCUCCGGGUCGAGAGGACGGGGUGCAGCUGCCGGGAGAAUCCUCCACUGCCGCCGGCUCCCGGAGCCCAGCCCUUUCCUAACCCAACCCAACCCUGUCCAGUCCCAGCCGCCAACGCCAGUCCCUGCCGUGGACCCCGGCGUUACCAUGAGUCCUGCCGUCUUCCUAUCCUUAUCCGACCUCAGAUGCUCCCUGCUGCUCCUGGCCCUACCUGGUUCAGUGCUUCCAUCCCCAUAGGUUCUUAUCGAAGGACUUCGGUGAGCUUGUGGGAGAGCACGUGGAUGUGUUCCUGGUGAGCUGUACAUGAUAGAGUUGUGAUGAAUGUGUAGAAGGUAAAGGUAACUUGGGUUCUUACCCCUGUAACAACUGAAAUAACAAGUCUUGAUACAGAGAAUAUAGAUGACAUUUUAAACAAUGCUGAUGUUGCUUUAGUAAAUUUUUAUGCUGAUUGGUAGGUAUUAUAAUUUCCGUUUUAGGUUGAGGAAAUUGAGGCUCAGAAAGGUCAGACGGCUAGUAAGUGGUGGAACUGGGAUUUAAACUCAGGUGUCGUUUCAGCCAGAUGUUGCACCCAAUUUUUGAGGAAGCUUCCAAUGUCAUUAAGGAAGAAUAUCCAAAUGAAAAUCAAGUAGUGUUUGCCAGAGUUGAUUGUGAUCAGCACUCUGAUAUAGCCCAGAGAUAUAGGAUAAGCAAAUACCCAACCCUCAAAUUGUUUCGUAAUGGGAUGAUGAUGAAGAGAGAAUACAGGGGUCAGCGAUCAGUGAAAGCACUUGCAGAUUACAUCAGGCAACAAAAAAGUGACCCCAUUCAAGAACUUCAUGACUUAGCAGAAGUCACCACUCUUGACCGCAGCAAAAGAAAUAUCAUUGGAUAUUUUGAGCAGAAGGAUUCAGAAAACUAUAGAGUUUUUGAAAGAGUAGCAAAUAUUUUGCAUGAUGAUUGUGCCUUUCUAGCUGCAUUUGGAGCUAUUUCAAAACCAGAAAGAUACAGUGGAGACAACAUAAUCUACAAACCACCAGGGCAUUCUGCUCCAGAUAUGGUGUACUUGGGAUCUAUGACAAAUUUUGAUGGGACUUACAAUUGGAUUCAAGAUAAAUGUGUUCCUCUUGUCCGAGAAAUAACAUUUGAAAAUGGAGAGGAAUUGACAGAAGAAGGACUGCCUUUUCUCAUACUCUUCCACAUGAAAGAAGAUACAGAGAGUUUAGAAAUAUUCCAGAAUGAAGUAGCCCGACAAUUAAUAAGUGAAAAAGGUACCAUAAACUUUUUACAUGCUGACUGUGACAAAUUUAGACAUCCUCUUCUGCAUAUACAGAAGACUCCAGCAGAUUGCCCUGUAAUAGCUAUUGACAGCUUUAGGCAUAUGUAUGUGUUUGGAGACUUCAGGGAUGUAUUAAUUCCUGGAAAACUCAAGCAGUUCGUAUUUGACUUACAUUCUGGAAAACUACACAGAGAAUUCCAUCAUGGUCCUGACCCAACUGAUACAGCCCCAGGACAGGAAGUCCAAGAUGUAGCAAGCAGUCCACCUGAGAGCUCCUUCCAGAAACUAGCACCCAGUGAAUAUAGGUAUACUUUAUUGAGGGAUCGAGAUGAGCUUUAAAAACUUGGAAAAACAAUUUGCAAGCCUUUCAAACAGCAGCAUCAACUUACAUGGUGGAAAUAGUAAACCUAUAUUUUCAUAAUUCUAUGUGUAUUUUUAUUUUGAAUAAACUGAAAGAAGUUUUGGGCUUUUAA
Messenger RNA from Lagenorhynchus albirostris (white-beaked dolphin), 1746 nucleotides. RefSeq names its product endoplasmic reticulum protein 44 (gene ERP44). The transcript is spliced from 14 exons. The record is from RefSeq and is a predicted model, not a curated record. Bases 578 to 1612 code for a protein of 344 amino acids. NCBI's taxonomy places the organism in Eukaryota, Metazoa, Chordata, Mammalia, Artiodactyla, Delphinidae.